This is a messenger RNA of Phoenix dactylifera (date palm), 3979 nucleotides long. Lineage: Eukaryota; Viridiplantae; Streptophyta; Magnoliopsida; Arecales; Arecaceae. The record is from RefSeq and is a predicted model, not a curated record.
CAGCUUUGUCCGCGUUUCCCUCCAUCCCGUUUUCGAAAGUGGGUUUCUCGUUCCUCCGAUCUCGUCCGCGAGAGGAACUUCCGAGCGACGGAGAUCGGAUCGAUCCACCCUCUGGAGACGAAACCCGUUUUCUUACGGAUCCAACGCUCGUCUUUUGGUAAAAGUGAAGGGAUGAACUAGUAACAAAAUGAGGCCACCAUAAUCACAAUGCAAACCCAGGGAAAGCAAGGACCAUUUCUAGUAACCAACUCAUUCAGGAUCAGAGCAACACAGCACUUAAGACAUCCUAAAGAUUUAACAAGACAAGGGGGUGAGAAGAAGCACAGACACUGCAAUCCUACCGCAACCAUCAGACUCUACACUUCGCUUACAACACUAAACUUCGAUUAAAUAUAACAGAGAAGUUAACUGUAUAUACUUUAUAAUCGGCUUUCUUUAUUUCCAUUUAUAAUCCUCAAGAACAAUGUUUGUACGGCUAGAAAUUGGAGAUUUCAAAAUCCCAUGUCGCAAGAAAAGUUCGACAUGCUGCAUAGCCAUGUAUAUACCAAUAAUUCUUUUUAAAUUUAAUACACACACACACAUAUAUAUAAAUAUAUAGUAUAGCAAGACGCCUCCAAAAUUAUAAUAUUAAUUAAUUACUCAGUUGACUCUAACAACUUAGUUGGUUGGAAGAAAUUAAUACCAGUCUUAAUAUAUGAUAAUGACUGUACGUCAAAGGCCUGCAAUGACUGUUAGGUACUUAAUAACUGUUGGUUUUAACCUUGCAGUUUGUUCGCUUUAUCGUGUUAAUGGAAAUUUGCGUGCCCUCAAAUAGCUCCAUAUAUGAUGGGAUCUUUUGAAAAGCUAGCGGUCUCAUGCGCCAGCCGGUGGGCCUCGGCACGACGACGUGAAUAAAAACGCGUGGGUGCGUGAAUAAAAUCAUGGUUCAUUUUAUUUCCUCUAAAAUUGGAUUUACAGAAAUAAACAUAGCUUCUCUGCUCUGUGUGCUGAGGUUGUCAAAUAUUAUUGUUUAUACUAUUAGUGGUCUUUGAUCAUCUGAUCUUUUUGUGAUUGCAUUGGUCAUCUUAAUUAUGAUUUGGAACGUGGAACAAUUGAUUAUGGUAAAUUUGCGUUCAUGGCGUAACAUCAAGUUCAGUUUUCUUCUCACUUCUCUCUUGGUGCCUGAACUUUUUCACUUAUUAUAUUGAACUAUUUUAUUAUUAUUUUUUAUAUUCAUUUCUUAAUUUACUCAUUUUUGGAUGUGAAUCGGCUCUCAUAUACUACAUGAGAUUGUUUUCAGAUGCAUCUCUUUUCUCUAUGGAACAUUUACUUUGAAAUGAUAUAUGCGGUGUUAUUUACUACAGAUCAUUGGAUCCUUAUGACAGGAAGUUGUCAUUCAUUUACAGUUUAUUUGUAUGAACAAAUCACAUCAUCAAAAAUGUUACAAUGGAUGGGAGGUUCUAGGCGCAAGGUGACUGCUUCCAGAAAGUCAAUGCAUAACAGGCAAAAGCAAUACUUCGAGCAAAGAAAAAGACAGCAACAAGCACCUGGGCUAGAAAAUCAUAAUGAUGUAAGAAACAAGCGAGCUCAUUACCAAGAGGAGCCUCGAUCACUUGAUAUCUUAAGCUUGACAAAUCUGGCAACAAUUGCUCAUGGAGAUUAUUCUAGUCAUAUUAAUGAUCUUGGUUCUCUGCAAGUGGAUUGUAAACCGUCAGAGCUUUCCCCUGCAAUGAUGUUGAAGAAAAUCACUUGUCAAUAUUUCAACAAUUUGGAGGAAACAUGUUCUACUGCAUUCCUAAACAAGCUUUCUGCAGCCGGUUCUCCUCAAUAUGCACCAGCUGGUCAUAGUCUUAGCAGUAAAUUGGAUGACUGUAAGAUGCCAGGAUCUCCAUGUGAAUUUAUUUCCAAUAAUACUGGCAGUAAAUCAAAAGAACAGCAGGAAGAGGUCCAAAAUGAAGUUUCUAUUCUUGAUUUACUCGGUGAUGAUGGACCAAAAGGUAAGCCUGAAGGAAGAUCAGUCCCUGAAGCUCAUGUUGCAUUUUCGGUGGAAGGUCUUGGUAAAGUAGGGAUGGAAACUCCUGUUCAUUCACCACAGCCACAUAAAAGGGGGUUUCCUUCACCUCCAAAGGCCUCAAGAUGUAUGCAUUCUUCGGCAAGCCUGAAGUCAGUUUCGUAUGAUCUUGGGCUUGAAUUGAAUGCUAUUAUGCAUGAUGUCAGCAUGUCAAUGGAUGACAGUUUGCCAGAAAUAUUAUGCAAUUCAAGGGGCCUUUUUAAUGACAUGGUCUUUACAAACCGCACAAAGUUCAUGGACUCGUAUCUGUGUCCAGAUGUCUUUGAGAAUCGAACCAAUAACUUUAAUGACAAGGAAGAAAUUAUUCUCGCUGAAACUAGAAAUAAACAAUGGAAAUCCAGAUCUGAUGUCUUAGAUGAUGAUUUCCUUGAUGGAGGGAAGUAUGAUGUGCUAUGGAAGAAGACACCAUUCUGUUCUGAUGGCUAUCCUUCCAUUUGCCCCAAUUCUAAAAGUUCUGAAAUAUAUGACUAUGGCUUUGGAGAUAACUAUUUUCUGAAAAAAAGGACUGCAGUGGAAGCACAUAAAAGAUCAGACACUUCAGCACCAUCUUCCCCUUAUUUCAGUUAUUCAACAUCAGAAAAGGAGUAUGACUUUUUAGCUUUUGACCAGGACAGGUACCCUGUACUUAAAGAGAGAUCGAAUUUGGACAGCAUGUUUGAUCCACCUGCUUGGUCUUUUUUGAAAACAGAGGACUCGAAGGAUAGCAUGAGUUUGUUGAGUGAAGAGUCAUGUUCAUCAGCUGCAGUGAGGGAAGAAAGAAGUAAUGGCUUAAGAUCUGACCAAAUGAAACUGAAAGAUUGCAAGAUAAAUCACUUGGAUGAGCUUCAUAUGAGCUUUGAUAAGAAGUAUAAUUUAGAGAAAGUUUUGGAAGAUGAAAUGAUUUGUACAAGCCUUGGUAGAGCUUCUGGAGAAAGGAAUCUGGCAGGAAUGGAGAACGAUAAAAGCAUAUCAAAUCAAUUGAGUUUGAAAGCAGGUUAUUGCUCAGAAAAGGCCUCUUCCCAUCAGGGAAUUUUAGAACCAAAUCGCAUUUCCUUGUUCAAGAAUGAGCGCAGACCAGCUAAUGAGGCUUCCCUUGCCCCUUCCUGUCCCAAAAGUUCUACAGAAACAAAUACCGCAUCCUUUGACUGCAACAUUUUGCAUGAAGACAAACUGUUCGACCUUUUUCCUGUUCCAAAAUUAAAUCCUACUGCAGAUUUGAUCCAAAGGAGAUCCGAAUCAAAAGUUCCUUCUGAAUGUGAACCUUCUAGCAACUUCAAUUGUGAAAAUGUAGAACAACUAUCAGCCCCUGGUAUUCAGUUCCAGAAGUCAGAAGCACAUCCAUUGGGCGCAGCUGUUGCAGAUUGCAAGGACAGUUGCAGUGAACAUGAGGAAUCAAAAUAUGAAGAACUGCUUGAUGGUCCAAAAACCAGAAAUCCUUUUGAGGAAGCUGGUGAGACUGCAUUGCCCACGGAGGAACUUCCUUUGCAUCUUAAAAGGAGCUGUAUUGAUGAGAAGUCAGAUCUCUCUGAUGGUCGGUGUCCAGUUCAAUAUGAAGUGAGCAACAGAGACCCUAUGAAAGAAAAGUUGGGACCUGAAAAAAGUUUUGUGAAAAUGGGAGGCAACAAAACUGACACAUCUUACCAGGUGAUGCAUGAAAGUUACGUUCUUCAACUUAUGUGUGUCCAGAAGGUACUCAUGGAAGCAUCAGGAAAGGAUGACGGGAAAAAAGUACGCGAAUUGCCUUUUGUGCAUCAAUUUGGUGAAAAGACCUGUUAGGCUAUAUUGUUGAUGAUUAGCAUGGUGAUAGGCUCAUUUUUAGGAUACUUAUUACAUUUCCAAAGUCCUCCCUUGCUCAGCUGACUGGAAGUGACAGUUAAUAAACUAUGGUGUCUUAAAUGAAGCAUCACUAAUGUUCUUAAUGACAACAUACUUUACUGCUGCCCUUCUGAA